AUGGCGCGUUCGUCACCCGUUGUACUUAUCUUAGAUCAUUCCUUCAUUCGUAGGCUGUGUCAUGACUUGGAAACUGGUUGUGACCAGCGGGCAGAUUUAAAUUUUAACCUUAAGGGUACUGCUGUGGUUUUUAUGCAUGGCGUGGGAGGUCGGACAGUGCCUAAACUUCGCAUGUUUGAUCUGCACGUGGUCAAAAAGUUGUCUCCGGAUAUCAUAAUUCUGGAGAUAGGGACAAACGAUUUAACUCGUGUCGGUCCUGAAGUGGUGGGUUAAGAAAUAGAUGAUUUUGUUCGUUUCUUGGUGGAUAAUCUCGCUGUCCACGUGGUCAGCAUUUGUCAUGUUAUCCCACGUGUUUUCUCAUGUGCCGUGUCCCAGACUUCAUUUCUCACGAGCGCUACUGCUUUGAAUCAGUACAGGGACGCCGUUUUAGGAGACCUUCCCAAUAUUUUUUGCUGGGUGCACACCCCUUUUCGUCCCCCAGUAAGGAUUUUUAUUUAAAUGAUGGCGUUCAUUUAAUUCUGUUGGUCAGUACCAGUUAUAUCUAUUGAGGCGCUAUCUUAAGAGCAAUUCGCAUGCUUUGAAUAUUUGUCACGUUUUUGCAUCUUUACAUUUGAAUAUACCGCUUACUUGAAUUUUUGACACCUUUUCAUGUCGUCGCAUGCGAUAAUACCGCUUAUUUCUUUCAUUUUGAGCUUUGCUUUCUUUAAAUUUGUAGAUUUGUAAUGGACACCUUUUUCGUUUCAUUUAUUCGGGGCUUCUCUCCGGUUUUUGGCUCCCCUUGUUAUUGUGUGGACAUUUCGUCCCAGUUUGUUACGAUGGGUUCACAUAUAUAAGGUUUUACCUUGUGCUUCCCUUGUCACGUUUGAGCUUUUUAGCUCAGUUUUACUUGUUAAGGAAUUUACUGUUAACUUCUUGUGUUUGAGGAACCUUUAUUUGUUUUAUUUUACUUUGGCCAUUUUUUGUGGGCUUGCUGGUGCGUCGACUUCUUAUCUGACAUGGCAUGACCCAGCCUGUUUGUUUUAUUUUAAGGUGUUCAUGUCUUCUAAAUGUUAAUUGGUCUUUAUUAGCUGUCUAUUUCCAUGAUUCCUCCCCUUUUUCUUCUCCAUUUGUUUGCAGAUAAUGCCUCCUAAGAGAGCCAACUCUGCCUCCACUGUUGCUGCCCCAGCUAGAAAGCGAUCCCGCUGA
This is a messenger RNA of Porites evermanni, 1185 nucleotides long. The record is from the annotation of a GenBank genome assembly. Lineage: Eukaryota; Metazoa; Cnidaria; Anthozoa; Scleractinia; Poritidae.